AUGGCGACAAACAUGUUACUUCAGCCUAGCUUAACAUCAACCUGUCUGUCAUUGGAAGCAGAACAAUUUCUUAAUGAUAAUAGUGGUGCUCCAUCCAUUGAAGGAAUAAUUGGGGGUUUGGAAUCUGGUGGCACUGAGGAACCCUUUGAAGUAACUGGAGAUAUAUUCGAUUUAAUGCAGCAAGUUGAAACAGCGGUAACUCCAACUGCGCAACCCUUAAUGCCACCACCAGGCACACCUGUUUUAAAAAACAGUUGGAUCAGAGGAAAGACUGGCAGAAAUAGAUAUAACUGUUCAGGAACUGAAAGUUAA
Lottia gigantea (owl limpet) is the source of this 312-nucleotide messenger RNA. RefSeq lists its product as hypothetical. NCBI's taxonomy places the organism in Eukaryota, Metazoa, Mollusca, Gastropoda, Lottiidae. The record is from RefSeq and is a predicted model, not a curated record. The transcript is spliced from 3 exons. The coding region runs from base 1 to 312 and encodes 103 amino acids.